AUGGACAGUCUUCCUCUGCAGUGGAUUCCCAACGGUUUAUUUAGCGGGCUGAUCAAUCUCCUCACGCUUAUCCUGCUUAAUAUAUCAGGCACGUUGACUAAGCUUGAUAAAGUCGCCUCUGAUGGGUUACCAGCCUUGCAAGAAGCAGUCGUUGAUGACUACCGUCUUUGCUGUGCCUUAUCCAAGUUGCAUCACUUUUCUAUCGAGCACAGUUGUUCAACCACCAAGCCUCAACCAGAUUUGAUUCUGUGCGAUAGCCUUAUGCCAAAUAACAUACUACGAGCGGUGUUGUGGGUAUUGGGAAUAAGUGCCCUCAUUGGUAAUUUGGCUGUCCUGUUUUGGAGGCUUAGGCAGAAAGGGGUCGGAGGGGGUAAAAAGACGCUAUCACUUAUGGUUGGAAAUCUGGCGCUCGCAGACGUCAUGAUGGGUGUGUACAUGCUAAUCAUAGCUGUUGCAGAUCUUACAUUUGGCGAGGACUACUUUCUUGUGGCCCCUGAGUGGCGCUCCAGCAUAAUGUGUAAACUUGCUGGAGUUCUGUCGGUUUUGUCCAGCGAGGCUUCGGUGUUUUUUGUGACACUCAUCAGCGUGGACUGUUUCCUAGGCAUUGUGUUUCCGUUGAAAAACUUCUCUCUCGGGAAAAAAUCAACAACAGUCAUCAUUGUUGUCCUAUGGUUUCUGGCACUUUGUCUGAGUAUCGUGCCAACACUUUCAUUUGGGUCUGAUUCUGAUGUUUAUGGACUUUCUGAUGUUUGUAUCGGCCUUCCUCUUACAACUAAGGCAUCUGAUGUGACCACGUCAUUUAAUCGUCGCCUUGGUAUCAGGUCUGGUGACUGGCUUAUUUCCCACGGCACAGGUAAGAAAGCAUCUUGGAUCCUGGCAAUCGUUCUCUUCCUUGGCGUCAAUCUGGUUUCAUUUCUUCUUGUCCUGUGUUGCUACGUCGCCAUCUUCAUCAGUGUCAGGCGGACGGCCAGUGCCGUCCGAGUGAAUGCCCACAGGGAGCGUGAAGUCAAAAUGGCGGUCAAGAUGGCGCUGAUCGUGAUGACGGAUUUCUGCUGUUGGAUGCCAAUAAUCAUCAUGGGGAUUCUGUCUCAGACGGGAACAGUCACACUAUCCACCGAGGUGUAUGCAUGGGUUGUGGUUCUGGUUCUUCCAAUCAACUCGUCCCUCAAUCCUUUCCUUUACACUUUCUUCACAGUUUGUUGCGCGACUAAACCGAAGGCCAAACCACAGAAAAGGAAUCAAACAAACCAAAAUUAGAACAAAGUGCAACAAACACAAAGGCUGAGGCGGGUAGUCUAUUUGCCCCCAGCAAUAGGUAGCACAUGCCUGCUUCGCCCCCUCCUUGACAGAUAUACUCCUCCCCCUUGAGCCAACACUGGAUCCGUACCUGCAAACGUACACAAUGCAGUGGUUCGGCUCACAACAUAAUAAUACAUAUGUUUGUUUAAAUUU
Patiria miniata (bat star) is the source of this 1452-nucleotide messenger RNA. RefSeq names its product G-protein coupled receptor GRL101-like. Lineage: Eukaryota; Metazoa; Echinodermata; Asteroidea; Valvatida; Asterinidae. The record is from RefSeq and is a predicted model, not a curated record. Gene Ontology annotation, molecular function: G protein-coupled receptor activity. The transcript is spliced from 3 exons. Gene Ontology annotation, biological process: G protein-coupled receptor signaling pathway. Gene Ontology annotation, cellular component: membrane. Bases 1 to 1257 code for a protein of 418 amino acids.